Alligator sinensis (Chinese alligator) is the source of this 1817-nucleotide messenger RNA. RefSeq names its product protocadherin-7-like. Gene Ontology annotation, cellular component: plasma membrane. Lineage: Eukaryota; Metazoa; Chordata; Crocodylia; Alligatoridae. Gene Ontology annotation, biological process: homophilic cell-cell adhesion. The annotation marks the transcript as partial. Gene Ontology annotation, molecular function: calcium ion binding. The transcript has a single exon. The record is from RefSeq and is a predicted model, not a curated record.
GCCUGCUCGCCUUUCGUCUGCAAAUAGGACUCUGCUUUUUUAAAAUUGUAUUUUAUAUUUUUUUUAAUCGCAUCAUCGCUCCCCCCCAUCCCUCCCUCCCUGUCUUCCGCCUCUACGGAUGUAAUUGAGAAUCUGUGUGAAUUCACGUGGGGGAUCCAGUUACAGCUUGUUCCGCUCUGGGGAGAUUCAAUCAGAAUCGCCUUUUGGACACGCAGCCUGGUUACUAACCUUUGCACUGCAAGGAUCAAGUUCAGCUCCGGUCCCCGCAUUGGGACGGGCAGGGAAGCGGCGGGAGACUGCAAUCUCACUCGCGAGCCGCCCCGCGCCGCAGCCCCGCGCUGCCCGCAGCCCGGCGGCGCGGAUGCAGGUAAGGCGCCCGUCCGCCGACUGCGGCUGCACGAGCCCCAAACUUGGGACCGGCGGGUGCCCGGCGGAUGUGCCUCGCUCCAGCCCCGCACCGCUCCGGCUCCUGCGGGUUUUGUAGCGCUGCUUUGUGACUAAUGACCUUGCGCAGAGUUGUUCACAAAAAAAAAGACAAAAAAUCCUCUCUGAACAUUUGAGGAAGAUGGAUCUGGGUGCUUGUCUGCCGAGCAAAGGGACUGCUCUGUAAUACCACGGCUCCUCUGCUGCCAAGUGCAUCACUGGGAUUUUGCAUUGUAUUUUCUAUUCUUUCAUUUUCUUUUUUCUUUUUUUUCCUUCCCUCCCCCUCUCCAUUGCUAAGAGGAUUUGUGGAGUUUUCCGGACACGAGCCCUUUGAAUGAAGCGAUUCACAUUUUUCCAGCCACCCCCCCUGCGUGUGCGGAGGGAGGGAGGGAGGCAGAGAAAAGCUUAAUGCCUCGGUCAUAAAGGGCUGGGAGAGAAAAGAGUGCGAUCUACUUAACUCGAGCGGCGAGGAAGACGACCUGGGGGGCUUCGGUUCGCACUCUGCAGCUCCGGCUUUUAUUGCAAACCUUGCAAAGUGAUUACAGUAAAAUCGGAGAGGAGGAGGAGGAGGAGGAGGAGGAGGAAAAUCCCGUCCUAUCUGCCGAGAUGAAUCUUUAAACAGCAGCGCACGCUGUCCCGUGAACUGCGAGUGCCUCGCAACUGGGAGAGGAGCCGCCGCCAGGGCUCCGGCCACCGCUUGCACCGGCUCCGGGACCACAAGUUUGCAGCCGCGGGAGGCUUUUCUCGCCGCUCGCCCGCCCGCGUGCCCGGUGGCCGCCCGGGGGAGUGUGCGGGGGGGCGGGCGGGAGGGGGGCUGGGGUGCAGAGAAGAUGAGGAAGAUGCGGACUCCCCUGGGCUGCGUGCGCUGCUGCUGCUGCUGCUUCCUGCUGCUCCUGCCUCCUCCGCUCUGGCUCAGCCUGGCCGCGGCCAAGCAGCUGCUGAGGUACCGGCUGGCCGAGGAGGGCCCCGCCGACAUCCGCAUCGGCAACGUGGCCUCGGACCUGGGCAUCGUAACGGGCUCGGGCGAGGUGACGUUCAGCCUGGAGUCCGGCUCCGACUACCUGAAGAUCGACAACAUGACCGGGGAGCUGAGCACCACGGAGCGGCGCAUCGACCGCGAGAAGCUGCCGCAGUGCCAGAUGAUCUUUGACGAGAACGAGUGCUUCCUGGACUUCGAGGUCUCGGUGAUCGGCCCCUCGCAGAGCUGGGUGGACCUCUUCGAGGGCCGGGUCAUCAUCCUGGACAUCAACGACAACACGCCCACCUUCCCAUCGCCCGUGCUCACCCUCACGGUGGAGGAGAACCGGCCCGUGGGGACGCUCUACCUGCUGCCCACCGCCACCGACCGCGACUUCGGCCGCAACGGCAUCGAGCGCUACGAGCUGCUGCAGGAG